AUGAAACGUUCAAGGUUCGAUACUGUUAGCUUUAAAAAAUAUAUACCUUUACAUAAACUCGACAAUUUCGAUUUUACCGAUUCUAAGGUGAUCGGUCGAGGAGGAUUUGGAGUUGUGGUUAAAUCAAAAUGGAAGGAUGCUUUGGAAAAACCAAUUGCAAUCAAGAAAAACAAAGAUAAAGAAAUUAUUAGAAAUGAGUUAAAAACCUUGUACAUGGUUUAUUUUGGUCUAUCUUUUGGUCUAUCAAAACGAAGAGGUGAAAAUAGAAGGACGCUUAUCGCAGAUUUUGGUCUAUCAAAACGAAGAGGCGAAACAACUGAUAGUUGCUGCGGAGUGCCGGAAUACAUGGAUCCUAGAUGUUUUUAUAAUCCUUCCGAAUAUGACCAAAAAUCUGACAUGUAUAGCCUCGGCAUGAUCCUCUGGGAGAUCUCGAGUUGCAGACCACCGUUCCAACAUUUGGACAAAAAGGCCGUUAUAUUACAUAUAUUAAAUGGAAAUAAAGAAAUACCUGUGGAAGGUACACCAUUCCAAUAUGUUCAACUCUACCAAGAUUGCUGGGGUGACCCCAAAAACCGCCCUGAUGCCAAAUCAGCCCUCAAGAUCCUAUGCAUUAUUUCUAAUCAAUCAAAACGGGAGCUGUUGUGUAUUGCGUGA
Molecule: messenger RNA, 654 nt
Organism: Racocetra persica
Lineage: Eukaryota; Fungi; Glomeromycota; Glomeromycetes; Diversisporales; Gigasporaceae
Source: the annotation of a GenBank genome assembly